Messenger RNA from Botrytis fragariae, 204 nucleotides. RefSeq lists its product as uncharacterized. The record is from RefSeq and is a predicted model, not a curated record. Lineage: Eukaryota; Fungi; Ascomycota; Leotiomycetes; Helotiales; Sclerotiniaceae. The annotation marks the transcript as partial. The transcript has 3 exons.
UACCAAAUUCUAGAUCCAGGACCUCCCUCUCCACUAAGAAUUAGGCUUCCAGUCUACGACACUCCUCAUAAAGCUAGCUUGAGCAUUAAGUCGCGUUCUUAUGAUGAUGGCCUGAUUAUGUACGGCUAUGAGGAUAGUUCUUGUGGUUUCCUCAAACCCCUUUUGCCUUCAAUUCCACCAUUCAAACCAUUGAUUGGUCCAUAG